UCUUCCCUACCUUGUAGGGCUGAGUGAGAGAGCUUCACAUUGAGAGAUCGAAAAUAGAAAAAGCCAACUUCGCAGAUUUUCCAUUCUCGUGGUCAGUGUUUUCAUCCUAAUCAAUCUAGGUCAUUGACUUCUUUGUUAUCUGAGUCGAUUUUUUUCGGAAUCGGCAGCUGGAGAAGAGUGAAUUGCUCAUCCUUGUCUUGCCAUGGCCAUGUAUAUUCGUGUGAAGCGCAUGAAAACCACUUACUUUAUCCAAUGUGAUCCAACAGAGACUGCUUUGGAUGUUAAGCAAAAACUGUUUGCCCUCAUUGAGCAACCAGUUAGCAAUCAGCGUCUGGUUUUAAUGUCUACUGAAGAAAUAUUAGAGGAUUCUAAAUCUUUAGCGGAUCAGAAGGUUGAGAAUGAUGCAGUCGUGGCUCUGACUUUGAGGAAAGAUGAUAACGAGUUUGAGGAUGUCAACAUUGCGCAGCCCACCGACUUCUCGAUUUCGUGAAGAGUUACUGCAACUGAGAAAACUUGGCUUCAACAGGGAAAGUAUUGAUUCAAACACAAGGGGAGGAAGAAGCUAUAAACGCCUGAAGUUGUUUCUUUGUGUCUCUGCUUGUGUCAACUUGUUACAGACAAUUGUUGUAAGUAAAGAUAUUGAGAUGUGGAAGUUUUUGAUUGCAACUUGCAAGAUUUUUCAGUGAAGUUACGGACUCGCAUC
This is a messenger RNA of Capsella rubella, 703 nucleotides long. RefSeq lists its product as uncharacterized. The record is from RefSeq and is a predicted model, not a curated record. Bases 203 to 490 code for a protein of 95 amino acids. Lineage: Eukaryota; Viridiplantae; Streptophyta; Magnoliopsida; Brassicales; Brassicaceae. The transcript has 5 exons. Gene Ontology annotation, molecular function: protein binding.